Molecule: messenger RNA, 204 nt
Organism: Blepharisma stoltei
Lineage: Eukaryota; Ciliophora; Heterotrichea; Heterotrichida; Blepharismidae
Source: the annotation of a GenBank genome assembly
AUGAAGAUCACAAAUUUUAAUAAAGGAGUUUACUUAAGGAUAAUAGUCCUGAUCAAUUCCAACUCCGCAUGCUGAUGUAUCACCAUUGAAUUGCUUAAUAGCAGGCUGAACCCAUCCACCAAACGGGGUGAAAUCUCCAAAGCUUGGAUAAUCAUCAUAGUGUGCGUACCAAAGUGGGUAUUGAGAGACACCAGUCCAUCCUAA